This is a messenger RNA of Budorcas taxicolor (takin), 1377 nucleotides long. RefSeq names its product tubulin alpha like 3 (gene TUBAL3). Gene Ontology annotation, molecular function: structural constituent of cytoskeleton; GTP binding. The record is from RefSeq and is a predicted model, not a curated record. Gene Ontology annotation, biological process: microtubule cytoskeleton organization; mitotic cell cycle. Bases 1 to 1377 code for a protein of 458 amino acids. Lineage: Eukaryota; Metazoa; Chordata; Mammalia; Artiodactyla; Bovidae. The transcript has 3 exons. Gene Ontology annotation, cellular component: microtubule; cytoplasm.
AUGCACACAGUUGUAACUUCUUACUAUGGCUCAUUUCAGAGGGAGUGCCUGUCUAUCCACAUUGGCCAAGCCGGUAUCCAGAUUGGGGGUGCUUGCUGGGAGCUCUAUUGCCUGGAACAUGGAAUCCAGCCAGAUGGUGUUGUUCUCGAUGGUGGUCAGGAUCCGCUGGCACCUGCUAAAACAGAGCCCAUGGGUGCAUCUUUCGAUUCCUUCUUUUGUGAGACCAGAGCUGGGAAGUAUGUGCCCAGAGCACUCUUCAUGGACCUGGAGCCUACUGUCAUAGACGGUAUGCGUGCAGGCAGCUACCGCUCACUCUUCCACUCUGAGCAGCUCGUCAGUGGAAAAGAAGAUGCUGCAAACAACUAUGCCCGAGGUCGCUACUCUGUGGGGCCGGAGGUCCUCGACUUGGUGCUGGAGAGGAUCCGCAAGCUGGCGGAACACUGCAGUGGGCUUCAGGGGUUUCUGAUCUUUCGAAGCUUUGGAGGAGGCACUGGAUCGGGAUUUACGUCUCUCUUGUUGGAGCAGCUCUCCGCAGAAUACAGUGGGAAGACUAAAUUGGAGUUCUCCGUCUACCCAGCCCCUAGGAUCUCAACCGCUGUAGUGGAGCCUUACAACUCCAUCCUCACCACCCACCCCACCAUAGAGCACGUGGACUGUACCUUCCUGGUGGACAACGAGGCCAUCUACAACAUCUGUCAUGGCAAACUUGACCUUGAACGCCCCUCUUAUGCCAGCAUCAACAGGCUGAUCAGCCAGGCAGCAUCUUCCAUCACUGCCUCCCUCCGGUUUGAAGGCAUCCUGAAUGUGGACCUGAUCGAAUUCCAGACCAACCUGGUGCCUUACCCGCGGAUACACUUCCCAGUGACCAGCUUCGCCCCCAUCCUGUCUGCUGACAGCACCCACCACAAGGAGCCCUCUGUGUCGGACAUCACAGCUGCAUGCUUUGAGCCCUCCCACCAGCUAGUCAGGUGUGACCCUUGCCUGGGAAAGUAUGUGGCCUGCUGCCUGCUCUACAGAGGGGAUGUGGUCCCCAAGGAGGUGAAUGCAGCGAUUGCGGCCACAAAGUCGAGGAACUCUGUUCAGUUUGUAGACUGGUGUCCGACUGGAUUCAAGGUGGGCAUCACUGAUGGACCUCCCCGGGAGGUGCCAGGAGGGGACCUGGCCGAGGUCCAGCGGGCAGUCUGUAUGCUGAGCAACAGCACGGUAGUCGCAGAGGCCUGGGCCCGUCUGGGCCACAGAUUUGAUCUCAUGUUUGCUAAGAGGGCGUUUCUGCACUGGUACAUCAGGGAGGGCAUGGAGGAAGGUGAGUUCGUAGAGGCCAGGGAGGACUUGGCGGUCCUGGAGAAGGAUUAUGAGGAAAUGGGGAGAAGUCUCUGA